Molecule: messenger RNA, 1468 nt
Organism: Volvox carteri f. nagariensis
Lineage: Eukaryota; Viridiplantae; Chlorophyta; Chlorophyceae; Chlamydomonadales; Volvocaceae
Exons: 7
Coding region: 122-694 (190 amino acids)
Biological process (GO): positive regulation of cell motility; regulation of cilium beat frequency involved in ciliary motility; cilium assembly
Cellular component (GO): motile cilium; ciliary basal body
Source: RefSeq, a predicted model, not a curated record
AUCUGCUCUUACAUGCUAAGUGCUUGACGCGAAUCUAAACAACCAAAGCAGUUAGCAAACUCGUCAUGUUUGUGUAGGAUUUGCCCAACGAGGCCCUUAAGUUAGCAUCCAGGGUCCAAUCAUGUUCAAGAACGCUUUCCAAUCAGGCUUCCUGUCUGUGCUUUACAGCAUCGGCUCUAAGCCUCUAGAGAUAUGGGACAAGCAAGUUAGCAAUGGUCACAUCAAGCGCAUCACAGACACGGACAUCCAGUCUUCCGUUCUGGAGAUUAUGGGGCAGAACGUGUCAACAACGUACAUCACGUGCCCAGCAGAUCCCAACAAGACGUUGGGUAUCAAGCUGCCUUUCCUGGUUCUUAUUAUCAAGAACCUGAACAAGUACUUCAGCUUCGAGGUACAAGUGCUGGACGACAAGAACGUGCGGAGACGCUUCCGCGCCUCGAACUAUCAGUCAACAACGCGCGUGAAGCCCUUCAUAUGCACAAUGCCUAUGCGUCUCGACAGCGGGUGGAACCAGAUCCAGUUCAACCUUUCGGACUUCACGCGGCGUGCCUAUGGCACGAACUAUAUCGAGACGCUCCGAGUACAGGUCCACGCCAACUGUCGCAUCCGCCGCAUUUACUUCUCAGACCGCCUGUACUCAGAAGAGGAGCUCCCGGCAGAGUUCAAGCUGUUCCUGCCGAUCCAGAAAUCGUGAGAGCGGGAGUGCGUUGAACUUGACUGGAUGCCUGGCUGGCGCAGCUUGAGAGCGCAUCUUGUUAGAUACCAGUGUUCUCGCAGGUGGCCAGCCCAACCAUGGUUGCGCCCCGGCAGACACAUUCCUGUGUACUUCAGUGCAAUCCUCAUGGCGUGUGUGGGUUUGGGGGUUCCAUGGGUUUCCCAUUUGGAAGACGCUGCACAUGCAGUCGAAGCACUUUCGACUUGAUGGGUUUGCUGGGCAGGACUUAAAUGGCGCGGUUUACUAGUUUGGUUUGACGGGUGGGUGGGAGUUAGAAACGUGCCAAGGGAAGUAUGUUCGAAACCAUGACAGGAUAUAAGACCGCAUGAACUGACUUGACUCACGAUAUGACUAUACGUGUCGACGGACUAGGUGGUGGUGGGCUUGAUCUCGGGCCUUUGGCGACACGGGCAGCUGUUGACGACAGAGCCGGCAUAUGUUGGCGGUAUGCACUUGAUUGGUAUGAAUGGCAGUGCGUCCUCAUAACUGACACAUGGCGACGUGCUGUGGCUCGGCAGCGUUUGAAGGCGAGUGGGCCAGGGUGCAUUGUGGUGCGUUUACGUAACGAGGGGUAAUGCGCACGAGGCCCUGCCGCCGCCGUUGCUCCAAACAUUGGAGGCGCUGCAAAAUGUAAAUAUUGUUUAACGGUAACCUGUCUCUUCACUGACGUGGAUGUGCAAAUUGGAAGCAUCCUGACAACUGGGCAACGUCUUGUCCAGUUCGCUAAGUAGACAUGUAACGUUUGAAUCGUAU